GUGGCGGCGCUCUACGGCAAGAGCGAGGGCGUGGACUGGGAGCGGUGGAUGCUGCUGCACAGGCAGUGGCUCGGCAGCUCCGCGGCGGAGCGGGGCGCCUGGCAGCGGUGGCGGCCGCUGCUGGAGCAGCGCGCGGCGGGCGAGGCGGGCUUCCGGCGGGCGCUGGAGGCCUUCGUGCAGUCCCACCGCCUGAGCGUCCCGGGCUUCCAGGAGGGGGACCUGCUGGUCCGCGGCCGUCUCAACCUCUGCCGGGCCGGGCUGCGGGGCCUGGACCUGCGCGGCGCGCCGCUGGCGGGGGCCUGCCUGGUGCAGGCGGACCUCUCGGGCGCCAACCUGGACGGCGCCCACCUGGCGGGCGCCGACCUCACGGGCGCGACGCUGUGCGGCGCCCGCCUCGCCGGCGCGUGCCUGGCCGGGGCCUGCCUGGAGCUGGCCCGCCUGGACGGCGCGGUCCUCGACGGCGCGGCCUGCGCGGACGCCGUCUUCACCCGGGCGAGCCUGCGCGGCGCGAGCCUGCGGGGGUGCGUCGCGCGGGGCGCUGCCCUGAAGGACGCGUGCCUGCAGGGCGCGCACCUGCAGGGCGCGGACCUCGCCGGCUGCUGCCUGCGCAACGCCAGCCUGCGCCGCGCGCGGCUCGACCAGAGGACGCACCUCGCGGGCGCGCGCAUGCGGGGCGCGCUGCUUGACGGCGCGCGGAUCCCACCCUGGCCCGUACCGGCGGAUGGCUGCGCGGAGCCGCCGAGCGACGCCCCCGCGCUGCUCGGCGCCGCCGCCGGCGACGAGGACCCCGCGGCCGACUCCCUGGCGGGGCCCGCGCUGGAGCCGGACGAGGCGGGCGACGAGGGGGAGCCCCGCCACGCCGAAGGGGACCCUCUCCUGGGCGGCCCGGCCGCCGCGCGGGGGGGCGCCGCGGCGCUGGAGUUCUGCAGGCUGCCCGGGCUGUACUCGCGGGCCCCGCCCGAGAGCUCCGCGCUGCUGGCGCCGCCGGAGCCGAUAGCCGACCGCCUGGUGAGACUCGAGGACGAGAUGCGCAAGGAGGCCUUUGCCGUCCACGGCCGAGCCGCAGACCAGCUGCUCUUCCGGGUCCGGGAGCUCUCCCAGCUGUCCGCCGCCAGGCUCGCCGAGCUCCAGAAGCGGCUGAGCCGCCAGGGGCCGCGCUCGCUGCCGCGGACGCUGGCGCGCGGCGGCCAGAAGG
Prorocentrum cordatum is the source of this 1195-nucleotide messenger RNA. The record is from the annotation of a GenBank genome assembly. NCBI's taxonomy places the organism in Eukaryota, Dinophyceae, Prorocentrales, Prorocentraceae.